Macroventuria anomochaeta is the source of this 2528-nucleotide messenger RNA. RefSeq lists its product as uncharacterized. Gene Ontology annotation, biological process: meiotic chromosome segregation. The record is from RefSeq and is a predicted model, not a curated record. The transcript has 3 exons. NCBI's taxonomy places the organism in Eukaryota, Fungi, Ascomycota, Dothideomycetes, Pleosporales, Didymellaceae. Gene Ontology annotation, cellular component: chromosome, centromeric region; nucleus. Bases 213 to 2285 code for a protein of 690 amino acids.
GAUUCACGUGUUGUCGUGAAUGGGUCGCAAAAGUGGAGCUGUCAACACAAGCGGCUAGCUUGCCGUUGCUAGGUAAACAACGCCCGCAGCUUUUCGACUAUGACGAAGACCAGACGGAAACAACGAACGACACACGUCCUAGAUCGUCGCAGCGCCGCCACCGCACACGUCUCCCACACUAUCAUCAGCUUCCACAUACCUAUUCAGCGCUCAUGGCGCGCCUGAACGAGCCGCCGGUGGCUGCUCCUCAGCCGUCGGCCGACAACAUUGAGGUUGUCAAGCGUCGCUUUCUGCGACAGAACCGCGAGCUGGCAAAAACCAACUCGCAGCAGUCCAUGCGCAUUCGCACCCUCGAAAGCGACUGCUCACGCCUUCUCGCCGAAAACCUUGCCCUUCGCGAACGCGCAAUGCACCUCCAACAUACCGUCGAUAAGCAGUCCAGCAGUCUUUCGUUCGAGAACAUCGAUGCCGUCAGGUCACAACUGGAAGCCAAGAUGCAGGAACUCGGAAGCUUGGUAGCUUCGCUGGGACAGCCUAAGCAGACUGAGAGACGGCGCAAAAGCCAGCAGCUGGCCAGACAUCGUCCACAGGAGAGAAACUUCAGAAGCGGGCUAUGCAUACAGGAAGUGGAGGAACGGAUGAUGCCCACCAUUGACGAGGACAAGGACCAUCCACGGCGCACCAUGAACGCAGAGGAGAUCCGUAACGUGCUGGAAGACCCUGAGAGUCAAUCGCCCGAUAUUGGCCCACCGCCCACAUCAAGCUUCGAAGUCGAAGAGCCCAUUGCGUUCGAUCCCAACCCUGAACCGGAUGAGCACAUGGAGGACGUGCCUGCAGAAGACGAGCCUGCGCUACCAAUGAACCUAGAGACACGGAAGAAGCGAAGGGAGAGCGGGCCCAAACUCAACAUCCGCCGCAUCUCCGUAUUCGAAUCGUCGGAAGAGGCCAAAGAGAAAGCAGCCAAGCCUAUGCGCACUGGCGCUAAGAGAAAGUUCAGUGUACAGGAAGACGAGGAUCGACCAGAGACACAGGACGAGCAGUUCAACUUCAAUCGCAGGAAUGUCCAAGAAGCAGAGACAGAGGAAGUUCCUGAGGAGCCUAGAGCUGUAUCACCAGCGCGGCCAGUCCUCAGUAGCAAACCUGUCAACACCGACCCAGUGCUGUCGCCAAAAAAGCAGCGGUCGUCCGUGAAAGAGCAGGAGAAGCCACAGAAGAAGAAGUUACCCAGCGUGAACCCUCGUAGCCGCCAGCGUCUCCCAAUCACUCGAACCAUCACCCCGCCUGAGCUUCCCAUGCUUGUAGCACCCGAGCCGGUCCCCGUUGCUGAGAUCAAUCUCGACCUUCUGCCACCAAAGACGCCUGCAGCAGACACUGUCUUCUCCCCGCCCUCCACGGAGCCCUCGACAUCGCGGCCAGACAACAAGGACACCCCUCCGCCAGGCGACGUGAGCUCAGGGAACCAGACAGGACAGGCUGGACGACCAUCGCGAAGAGCACGUCCACAAGUCAGCUACAAGGAACCUAGUUUGGCAGUCAAAAUGCGUCGUGAUGGCAAGAUGGCCGACGCCAUUGUACCCCAAACAGACAGGAGGACGAGCGUGGAAGUCAAGUUGGCACCUCUCACAACAGGCAGGGUAGCGAUCAAGCGAGAGGCUGAAGAAGAGGAGGCGGAGGUGGGAAGUCCAUCGCGCCAGAAGCUUGAUAGACGAGAGAAUGCAUCGCCGCCAGACCCAGCACCGAUGAGUCAGUCGAUGACUUCGCGAGCCAUAUCCGCAUUGAUCGACCAAACGAGUACCGCAAACAGAAGGGUGUCCGCGAACUUUGUAGCUAAGACUGCAGACGAGCCAGCGUCUGAGCCAGUCGAGUCCAGCAAGCCUGCCGUAAAGGAAGAGGCAGUCGAGGAGGACAACCUCGCCAUUUUCGACUUCAACGGGUCCUCACCUGUCGAUUCUGCACGUCCACGCACCGAUCUUGCGAAAGUAGUGCGCAGCGCUCGGCGACACUCAUCUGUACCAGCCCUGGUUACCAGCGAGUCUGCGAAGCCAGAAGGCUCUCUCCCGUCGCUACACAAGCGUACAGGAAGCGGAACGAUCAAGAGUACCAGCACGACCAGUCUGGCGAGGAGCACUUCUGCCGCACGUUUGAAUGCGAAGAAGGCAUCGGUGCCAACAUCCACUAGUGCAAAAAGUGAUAACGCGGCAGUAGGUGAUGCAGAGAAGGCGAGUGCAACGUGCACACUGAGAGCGGAGAGGAUAGCUAGUCGAAGGAAGAGUAUGAUGCUUUAGGAGAGCAUCAACGACGAUAGAAUCGUCCGCACGCACUUCGCUCCUGGAGAGAGCUGACGGCGAUGAAAUUUGGGUGCAAAGAUGUCCGCAAGGGCUGAUGGCGUUUCGCACGAUACCUAGACCUCUUUCAAGGUCAUCUUUCUUAUGCAAUGUACCGUUCACUUUACAGACAUGCCACUUCAGAUGAGAUCAAAAUGAUUGCAACUGAGUUCAUGGUUUAAUCAUGACCGUAGCUGCUGCAGC